This is a messenger RNA of Zophobas morio, 4342 nucleotides long. RefSeq lists its product as uncharacterized. The coding region runs from base 372 to 4265 and encodes 1297 amino acids. Gene Ontology annotation, biological process: proteolysis; protein desumoylation. Lineage: Eukaryota; Metazoa; Arthropoda; Insecta; Coleoptera; Tenebrionidae. The record is from RefSeq and is a predicted model, not a curated record. Gene Ontology annotation, cellular component: cytoplasm; nucleus. Gene Ontology annotation, molecular function: SUMO-specific endopeptidase activity. The transcript has 16 exons.
CACCGCUUAUGGGUCUACAAAGACUAUUCGUUUUUCUUGAAAUUUUACUAAAAUGAGGUCGAUUUAUAAUUUUUUAAUGUUCAUUUAAUCAAAAUUUAUCAGUCAAAAACGACAGCGGCAGUCUGGACAUGACUUUCUAUCACAAAUCGGUUAAUUAGAGGCGCUGUGGUAGUUCUUCCAGUGACACGCCAUUUUAUACGCAGAUCUGGAAGUUUGCACGGAAUUUCGUGAAAAAAGUGAUUAUUCAGAAGCAAAUAUUGUGAAAAAUUGGUGUAAUGAUAACCGCAAGUGUUGAUUUUAGUUGAUCGAGCUAUUUUCGUUGAGAUUUUAUUCGACAACCAUGUUCUGAUACUUACUGUUAAGUGAAAAGAAUGGCCCAGUAUUAUCGUGUGUUAAGCCAAGAUGAAAAAAGCAACGAAGAAGUAGCGCAAUUUUACCCAAACCUUGACGAGAAUCAAACGGUUCAGUAUGUAAUUGCGUCUGAUGGCACUCAACAGCAAUUCCAAGCACAACCUGUAGUGGUUUCUUCGGACCAAUUAAUGGUGGUUGAAGGGCAGGGCCAGCAGGUGAUCAUUGACCAGUCGCAAGUUGCAUACCCACCCUCCCAGUAUGUAAUUCAGGAUAGUUCGGGAAUUGAGUUCCAAAACAAUCGACAACAGCAAGUCUAUUAUAUGACUAAUACUCAACAGAACCAGUCUGUCAUUGUUGAGCAGCAAAUGACACAACAACCUGUGGUCCUGAACCAUCAAAUGAUGCAGAGCCACAUGUCUAAAAGUAACGCGAAUUCUCCAAUACAUCAAAAUUGUCCUAAUACUAUUAGUGCACAAGUGAUACCAGAAAAAAGUGUUGCUACGAUGCAGCAAGUCAGAAAUCAGUUGAAAACGCAAGCUGUGCGCCAGGGGAACGUUAUAAACGCGAGGGGGAUGGUUAUGAAUGCACAGAAGGUGGCAACUCAGGGAAUGUCCAAGGAAAUUAUUCAAAACUUUGCAAGAAAUGCUUCAAGUGAUAAGGAAAGUGAUAGAGAAGAAGAUGCAGUUGCUUUGUCUGAUGGCAGACUUAUCAGUUAUAGUCAGUAUAGGAAAAUUAUAACCUCACAAAAGCAAAAUCAAACUGUACAGGAAAGGAUUGCGUCACCAACCAUCGCAAAUUUACCCCAAAGAAAGCCCAGAAACACCCCAACAAGCAGACUUCGCAAUGCGAAACCGAGACAGGCUGCGCGCGGAAAUAAUCGCAACUUCAUUCAGAAUUCUUCAAUUGACGAAGCGCAAUAUGAAGAACAUAAACAGCCCUUGAAGCAGAUGCAACAGCAGUUCCAAAAUCAGAUGGCUCAGAGACAGCAAAUUAACAGAGCACAUCCGCAACAACCCCUGCAAGAAUCUCAAAGCCAGUAUCUUAUUCAGCCCAGAGCACGGGACAGUAAGCCCCAGGUGCAACGGCCGUUGCCUCAGUUCUUGCAUUCUACUCAAAUACAAAAUAUAAUCGACAGCACACCCAAAGGCGAGGAAUACACAGAUUCCAUACGUAUGUUGGUACUACUUGACAAUGGAGAGCAAAGACUUAUCACCUUCACCCUACCUAAAGAAGCAUGCACAAUUCAAGAAAUUCUCGAACAGGUUGGAGUUCCUUUCACAAAAGAUACCCCAAUUCAAGUAAACGAAGCCAAUUCGUAUGGUCUUAACUACAUCGUUGCCGUUGGAAAUGUUCCCGGAUUUUCAAUAGAUGCAUCACCGCAACAGGAGGAAGCCAUUCUUGAGAAUGAAUUCAUACAGCAACAACAGGCUGUACCACAAAUGGAACAACAGCAAGACGCGGUACCACAGGAAUCGCCCAAGGCAGCAAUAACUCCAGUAGCGCCGUCUUCGCCAGAACCCCAAAAAGAUUUACCCCCAAAAAUAAUCGAAGGGCAGUUGGCUGUUUGCGCCAUCUGUGGAUACGUUUCAGAAGAUUUUAACAGAUGCAUGAGGUGUAAAAGGAAAUUGCCGGAAAAUGUAAAGGCUAUUCCAGCCAGUAGUAAUAACGGGAAGAAGAUGGAUCUUAGGAGUGCGAUGGCGGAAAAAAGAUUAGGAAUGCAAAAGACUAACGGUGUCCCGAGAAUGAAUUUGUUGCCCAAAAAACGUCCCUCGAAGCCAUCAAAGUUGAUGGAAUGUGAAACGGUGGUUGUUAGCUCUGAUGAAGAGGACUCUGAUCAGAAGACCCCCGUUAAAAAUGUGAGUGAGCAACUGUUGGAAAAAUUGGGAGCUUCUGUAACCAUAAGCCCGAUUUCUAAGGAGCCUUCUAUUGUGGAUAUCCAAAAAACUAGUAUAGCAGCAACUUUAAAAGUUUUAGGUGGAGAAAAAGUACCAGUAGAACAAAUAAAUAGUGUUCUAGUGUUGUGCCGAACUAUAAGAAUAGGUUCCUAUCGAUUUGUACCUCCUGAACCAAUUAAAAUUGAUUCAAAUGGGUUGGUGUUAAAAGUGCCACAUCCAAAAAAUGAAAACACAAUAAAAAUAAUAAAAAUAGACAAUAGUGAUAUCGUAAAAGUAUUGAUAAGUUUCCAAAAAUCUCUCCCCGUGUUAUUCUAUUACUUGUUACCAUCCGUGGGUGCGAUAGUUCGGGCUGCUCUAGAUAUGGCACAGGGUUCAGAUUACUUCUUUGAUCCCUUAUCAGAGACGGAAGAAUCCCACAGAAGAAUAACUCUCUUGCCAGAAACGUUGUCAGAAGAGUGUAAACACAUCCUACAAAAAAUAUACGCCAAAAACUCGGUAUUGGAUGAACUCACCUACAAGGAAGCAAACGACAUUUUAAUCAAAACUUGUCCAAAAGAAUUAUCAAAAACAGUCCUAAACUACAGCAGUGUUACAGAAAUCAAAGCAAUUCUGAUGUAUCCAGCGGAAGGCAGAGGCAGAAUUACUAUAAACACAGAAGAUUAUAUGUGUUUAGGUCAAGAUCAGUUCCUUAACGAUGUUAUCAUCGAUUUUUAUCUAAAAUAUUUAUUGUUAAACCUACCAAAAGAGCAGCAAGAUAAAGUGCACGUCUUUUCGACGUUCUUUUACAAGAGGUUAACCACCAAACCCAUGAAAGCGUCACGGAAGUCGCAGCCCACUGAAAUUGAUCCUAAUUUAACACCUGCACAAAAAAGGCACAGUCGUGUUAAAACAUGGACGAAAAAUGUAAACAUAUUUGAGAAGGAUUUUAUAAUUGUGCCAAUUAACGAAAAUUGUCAUUGGUUCCUAGCGAUUAUUUGCUUUCCGAAUAUGAACGGCAGCCAGACCAUGGACGGUCAACCUAUUAAAAUCGAACCAAAACAAUCUAAGAAAAAAAAAGGUGGACUGGGGGCUGUAAAGGAGAAAAAGAUUGAACCGUCUAUCAUGUGUGAGGAUGCAGAGUUAAGUGAUAAAGAUGAAGCAGAAGGUGAUGACAGUGAAUUGGACUCUGAUGAUUCAGAAGAACCUCCAGCUACACUUCUAGUUGAAAACAAUAGCAAUAGGCCUGCUAUUAAGCAACCCUGCGUGCUCAUUUUUGAUUCAUUAGCUGGAGCCAGCCGAAGUCGUGUAGUGGCAACUCUCAGAGAUUACCUAACUUGUGAAUACAAAGCCAAACUAAAUGUGGACAAAGUUUUCACAAAAGAUGUAAUAAAAGGAGCUUGCCCCAAAGUUCCACAACAAACCAAUUUUACAGACUGUGGAUUGUACCUCCUCCAAUAUGUAGAACAGUUUUUCAAAGACCCUAUAAAGGAUUAUUAUAUACCUAUUAGUCAUCUGAAAACAUGGUUUGAAGAAAUCACAGUCACUAAAAAAAGGGAAGAUAUUUCUUUACUAAUUCAAUCAUUAAUGAAGGAAGCUGGAAAAGAUUUAGAUAUACUACCAGAGGUCGUUUUCCCCACACAAAAUGGCGAAUUAACAGAACGGGCGCUAAUGGAAAAAGAAGAUAAAUUUAUUGAUCCAGAUGAAGAUAUAAUGGAAGAUGAGGAUGAAGAAUAUGUACCUCCAACGAGAAAAUCUAAAAGUGUUGACAGUUCCAGAGACAGUGGCGACACAACGCCAGAGAAACCUACAACUUCUCCCAUUAAACCAAGUGAUAGUGCUAAAAGUGAAUUAUUUAAUGAACAGACUGUUGUUAGUACAACGCUUUUGAAACCGGAUAUUAGUGAAUUACCAAAACAAAGCAACAGAGACACGUUAUCAUAUCUUAAAGCCAAGCGGAUUAUUAGACAUAAAAAUAACGCGAACAGUGAUGGCGGACCUGAAUCAAAAAAAUUAAAAAAUUCAGACGCAAGUGGCACAUAAUUUUUUGUUACAAUUUUGUUUUAAAUAUAGGUACUGCGAAAUUUGUGAUUAAAUAAAUUAUUCAAAGUACCCUUAAA